AAAAAAACACAGCCUGCUCGAGCGCGCUCUCUCAAAAAAUAGAAAAACGACCGACGGUUAAAAAUAAUGAUGAAUUGCAAUACAAUUAUUGCUAUUAUUCCUAUUCUCAAGGUAUUAAUGUAUUUUUUAUUUUCAUUUGACGUUGUUUUCAAUCGGUGAAAUGCAGCCAGUACGGUUAGAGAGCACUGCUCCCCCUCCCCCGCUUCCCACAGACACCAUUGCACAGAUAGGGAGAGAGGGAGGGGGAAGGAGAGAGAGGAGAGGGAGAGAGAGAGCGAUAGUCAGCACCCGUGAGAGGGGAACAAGAUUCAGCCGCGCGGAGAGAGAAGAGAAAAAAGCAGUAGCCAAACGAACAAAGGAAAACAUGGAUGUAACGGAAAAACGCUAUUUAAAACAAGCACAUGUACCGGAGAGGAUGCUUUGGUCGUCCUGCACAUAGUAGGGGGUAACUCAAGGACUCUUCCCCCCGUUUUUAAUGUUGCGCGUGGGGACGCAUGGAAAGCUUUCUCUAAUCCGUCUGCGGAUCCUGCCUGCUUGCAAUGGCUGUGGCGGUGCGAUGCUGUUACAGCAUAACUCAGAAUGUGCCUUUUACUUUUUAUUUGGUAAUUUUUGUACUCAGUGGCCUUACAAAUGCACAAAUACGAUACACCAUUCCGGAGGAGCUAGAGAAUGGGGCUGUGGUCGGCGACAUUGUUCGCGAUUUGGGUCUGGACCUGCAAAAGCUCUCCUCCCGACGCGUCAGAAUCACGUCGGACAGCGCACGGAGAUAUUUCAACAUAAAUCAUAAAAAUGGCAAGCUGUCGGUAAGUGACCGCAUCGACCGGGAGACGCUGUGUGAAUUCAGUGGCACCUGUUUGCUCAACCUAGAAGUGGGGGUUGAGAACCCGCUCGAGGUGCAUAAUGUGGAGGUGGAGAUUCUGGAUGCGAAUGACAACUCGCCACAGUUCCCCCGGGACGAGUACCAGCUGGAAAUCUCAGAGUCCGUCAUAACUGGGUCCCGGUUCCCCAUCGAGGGCGCACAGGAUGCAGACGAAGGCUCCAACUCAGUUCGCCUCUACCGGCUCAGCAACAAUGAGCACCUCGCGCUGGACUCCAACAAGCCUGCGACAAAUAGCAAGAACAUCCAGCUCGUGCUCAAAAAGCCAUUUGACCGUGAGCAUACACCAUCUCAUCAGUUGAUACUGACUGCUGUCGAUGGAGGCACUCCGGCGCGCACAGGUACAGCCAAAAUCAACGUGCGUGUCCUGGAUUCCAACGACAACGUGCCUGUGUUCGACAACUCUGUGUACAAAGUGAAACUUUCGGAGAACUCGCCCAAGGGCGCUCUAGUGAUAAAGUUAAACGCCACAGACCGGGAUGAAGGCACAAACGGGGAGGUGUUUUACUCUUUUAGCAGUUACACCCCAGAGAGGGUGAGACAAAUGUUCUCCAUGGACACAGAUACAGGAGAGAUCAGAGUGAAGAAAAACAUAGACUAUGAGGAGACUAACUCCUAUGAGAUGUACAUACAAGCUAUGGACAGGGGUCCUUCUGCAGUGGUAGUCCACUGUAAAGUGGUGGUGGAGGUUUUGGAUGUGAACGACAACAUUCCUGAAAUCGUGCUGUCAUCUCUUUCCAGCCCGGUCCGGGAGGAUGCACGGGCUGACACCGUGGUGGCUCUGAUCAGUCUUAACGACCGGGACUCCGCCCAGAACAAACAGGUGACCCUGGAGAUCCAACCUGGUGUCCCCUUUAAGAUCAAGUCCUUCCGGAACCACUACACCUUGGUCACCGCUGCAUUCCUGGACCGAGAGACCAUCUCCACCUACAACGUCACAGUAACCGCCAUCGAUGGGGGAACCCCAGCACUGUCUUCACACAUGUCCAUUAAAGUUGACGUGGCCGAUGUCAAUGACAACCCUCCCCGCUUCGAACAGACUUCCUACACAGUGUACAUGACGGAGAAUAAUGCACCUGGCGCAUCGAUGUGCGUUGUAAAGGCAAUGGAUGCAGACGCUGGGGAGAACGCUCGCAUCACCUACACCGUCCUCAAUGACAACAACCACGGCAUCCCUGUGGCGAGCUACGUCAGCAUCAAACCCGACACGGGAGAGGCCUAUGCCCUGCGAGCCUUCGACUUCGAGAAGCUCCGUGAGUUCCACUUCCAGGUGAAAGCCCAGGAUGGUGGUGUGCCGCCCCUCAGCCGCGUAGCAACAGUCUACGUUUACAUCAUGGACCAGAACGACCACUCCCCCAGGGUAGUCCAUCCUCCAGCCAAUGGGACGCGGACCACCGAGACGCUGAUGAAGAAUGCAGAGGCGGGGGCUCUGGUGACCAAGGUGGUGGCGUGGGACGGGGACGCAGGUCAGAACGCCUGGCUGGUGUACGCCCUGGAGCAGACCACCUCCGAGCUGGACCUGUUUAAAGUCCACGAGCACACGGGGGAGAUCCGCACCAUGCGGCGUGUCAGCGAGGACAACUCCACCUCCUUCCUGCUGACCGUUCUAGUCCGUGACCAUGGCCUCCCGCCGCUUUCCUCCACCGCCACCAUCAAUGUGCACGUCAUGGAGCUGCCACCCAAGCUGACCCCUGACCCCAAACGCAUCAUCAGGCCUCACAGCCCGCUGCUGUUCUCCAACGUAACCCUCUACCUGAUCGUGGCCCUGAGCGCCACCACCUUUGUGUUCCUUGUCACCAUUGUGGUGCUGGCCAUCGUCCGCUGCCACGCCUACUGCACCCAGCCCGGCUCCUGCUCACCCUGCUGUGUGUCCCAAAAGAGUGUCCCCGAGGGGGGCACCUCGGCUGGUGGGGGUGGAGGGUCAUUGGGUCGAGGUGGUGGUGGUGGGGGAGGUGGAGGAGGUCAGGGUCAACCCAACAACAACGUUGCUCUGCGGAGGGACCUGAAGGUUGAACCUCACUACAUCGAGGUGCGGGGGAACGGCUCCAUGACCAAAACGUACUGCUAUAAGACAUGUAUGACGGCCACGUCGGGGAGCGACACCUUUAUGUUCUAUAACACAGGCCGGCCCCACAGCGGCACCUGGAGCUCCGGGGGAUACGUCACCAGCCAGAGUGGACAGAGCCAGAUGUUUGUGCGCAGGCUGAGCAUGCCAGAUGCAACCGCCAUACAGCCCAAGGUGCCGAAUUCAGACUGGCGUUACUCUGCCUCACUUAGGACUGGGAUGCAGAGCUCAGUGCACAUGGAGGAGUCGUCGGUGAUGCAGGGAGCCCAGGGGGUUCUGGUCCAGAACUGGCCGACCGUGUCUAGCGCCACCGGAGAUGCUGAGGGUGGAGAGACGUCCCCGCCCAUGGGAGCCGGAGUGGAUAGUAACAGCUGGCACUUCCGUUACGGUGCAGGCGGUCCCGGUGGGCCCCCCCAGCACCUGAAGCCUGGCGAGGUCCCCCCCGAAGCCUUCAUCAUCCCCGGAUCCCCCGCAAUCAUCUCAAUCCGCCAGCAGGGAGGAGAGGACGACAAGAGCGACUUCAUCACUUUCGGAAAGAAGGAGGAGGCCAAGAAGAAGAAGAAGAAGAAGAAGGAGAAGAAGGAUAAGAAGGAUAAGGGGAAGGAUGAUGACGAGUAGCGGAGGCGGAGGAAGAGGAAGAGAAGGAAAGGGAGCUGUUAAAACAGAGGUAGCAACCAAAGUCCACCUGGUAACAAAAAUACAAGUAUUUGAGACAACAGGUGAAAAGAGAGAUCCCCAGUUCAACUUCAUCAUCUCUGGCUCAGUAACACAGACAGGCAGACAAAGUCACACUGCCGUCCUCCGCUCAAUACCCACCCCUGGAACAAAGAUAAUAGCCCAGGUCUUUCUAACUCUCUCUGAUAAUAAUCUGGCUUUACCAAGAUUACUGUAGUUUAACGUCUCCUCCAAAUCCCUGUCUUGGGUGAUUGCUUAAUAAUCAUGCCUUGAUGAGAAAAAAAUGUAUUGAUGCAUUUUCCUCCAUGCCCCCUGGUGCCUGCCUAUACACCCUGAGCCAAAUAAUACCCUCCCACUCUUCUCAGCAAGGGAACAAGAGCUACUGUCUCCCCUUGCCCUCUGCUUUUCACCUUCUCUCCCACGGAUACGUUGGCACCUCGGUAUUACCCUUUCCCACCAUGUUGUAUAAUCUCUUUUCUUUGAAAGGAAAAUAAAAUCUGAGGAUGAGAAGAAAACAGCUCUGUGCCAGCCUCGGAAAAAUAACAAAAAAAGCAAAUGUCAAGAAGAAGAAAAGAAAGUCAAUCGAAGACACAGACAGCGCUAGAUGUUUAGAGCUGGACACUCACACUUGUAAAUAGCACAGGAGAGAGUCGCUAAAGCUGAGGCUAAAGGCUAACAUGACACUGCUGCUGCAGCUUCCUAUCGCGUUCUCUAUCUGUCAGUGUUCCCUGAGCCGGCAAGGAAAACAUGGCUGUCAAUCAUACACACAUACACGUUGACACACACACACUCACAAACAUGGACACUGAGAACACCUGAGACCUGGAGAGAGGUACAAAAUCUAGGAGCUGCCAACAAACAACAGCGAACAAAUAACAAUAUGUUUAAUACAAAACGCAAGCUUUUCCCCCAGCAGUACAGUCUCCUUAGCAGUACACACGUGUACUGUAGAUCUAGCCUCUCAGGAUCGACACAGCUGCAUCCCCUGCAAUAACUCCUGGUUGGUCUGCUCAAUACUCUGUUCUGGGACAAUGAGAUCUCUCUCUCUCUCUCUCUCACAGCAGCCAACAGCUCAAUGAGAUCCCUCUCUCUCAAAACAGCCAACAGCUCAAUGAGAUCCCUCUCUCUCAAAACAGCCAACAGCUCAAUGAGAUCCCUGUCUCUUAAAACAGCCAACAGCUCAAUGAGAUCCCUGUCUCUCAAAACAGCCAACAGCUCAAUGAGAUCCCUGUCUCUCAAAGCAGCCAACAGCUCAAGGAGAUCCCUCUCUGUCAAAGCAGCCAACAGCUCAAUGAGAUCCCUCUCUCUCAAAGGAGCCAACAGCUCAAUGAAAUCCCUCUCUCUCAAAGGAGCCAACAGCUCAAUGCGAAGACAGAGAAAGAGGGAAUGAGAGAAAGGAGGAACACUUCAGAUUAUCUUGAGAACGAAAGAGACGAGUCCAGCUGAGUUGGCCUGUGAUCCAGCUUGUUGAUCAGGGCUCAGUUGGAACCUUGUUGAAUAGCAGGAGUGUCUCUAGCUAAAGAUGAUCUCUCCCCUGCCACUCAGCAAAAGCCUGAUGCUUUCUGCUCUGAAUGUUUGGUAGCAACCAUCCUUUACCUGAUACCCAACCUGAUCUCUAUCCUCCCCACUCCCCUGAGCUUUCCACCCUCAACCCCACACCACCCCUCCCUUACCCCAACCACAGACUGCUUCUUCACGUGAUGAUGAUGAUGAUGACAUUUGUGAAUCUUUUUCUCUUUUUAUUUGUUCUUGGAGAAGAGCCACGAUUUCCUUCUCUGUUUUGUUAGCUUUAACUGAUCUGCAGUGCUUCUUCUUGUCCCCCCCUGCCCUUCAUCUCUCUCUUUUUCUGGCCAUAGACCCCCCCUCUAACCCCCUGUUCAUUCAGGGUGAACUGGGAAGGCCUACUCUGAACCUUGUGGUGUGCUGGGAUCAGUAAUAUGUGUGAGGCCUGUAGAACCCAGUCGGUGCCGGUGGUCCAGUACUCUGUUAGCCAAUGUCAGAUGCCUCUAAGUGCAAAACGGUUGAGUGCUUUUAACUUGUGAAUACUAUGCUGUUCAUUCCUGUUUGUGGUCACUGGCGAGAGGGGACGAGGUGGGAUGGGGACAGGGAUGGAGGUCUGGGGCAUGGUGCUGAGGGCUAUCCCUGUCCUCCAUGUUCCUGGGUAAACAUAUAUGAAAACAGUAGGCCACCCAUUGGCUUUUAUGUACACGAUAAAUGUAGAUUUAGACUUGCUUUUCAUACAUGGACUUUGCAUUAAUAAAUGCGAUGUGUAACCUGAUUAUUACAUUAUUAAUGACUAAAUACGAGCAUCUAAGGAUUCCUACCCCACAGCUCUAUCCCACCAAUCCUCUUUCAGGAGGUUUUGUGAAGGGGUGGAGACAUGCUUCAGCCCUGCUUCUAUUGGUUCCUCCUUCCCUUGCCUGUAAGUUGUUGCCACACCCCCCAAGUUCUGCAGCUCAGUAUGACUUCACUCCACUAAAGUGGCUGCUGCAUGUAAGUCCCAAACGAAACAUAGUAUAUAGAGAAAUAUAUAUAUAUAGAAAUAGAUGGUUAUGAUUUUAUUAUUUUGUAUUAUCAUUUUACUUCAUGACUCGCAAAGGAGAUAUUUGUGUGUACCGUCUCUACCAUGCAUCUUGUGCAUAUAACAUCCUACACACUCCACAGUGGUGUUAUACGUUAACGUAACCUCUUAGAUAUUUGUAAAUGCUAUAGUGUGAUGGCCUUGAAUGCAACUCUGUUCAUUUUGUUUUACCAAAAUAUAAUUUUCGUUUUUGAGAACAAGCAAAGAAAAGGAAACAAAAAAAUAAAUAAAUAAUAUUAUAAUAAUACGUUUUGUGUCCGGCUUUGACAUGAUGCUCUACCUAACACUAAUAUUGUAAUUGAAAUAUGUAUGAUCCUGUGAUGAGCUAUAUUUUCCCUUCCACCCCCUUUCAACAGAUAAAAUGUUAAAAAAAUGACAGAAAAAAAGUCCAAUGUAAAAAUGGUAUAUGUAGUGUAUGCUUGUGUUUAGUGAGCGUUCACGCUGUCAUUCUUUAGUUAGAGUACGGUGGUGAACAAUGGUGGUGCUGUCCUGGUCGACUGGGCAGUACUGAUCUGUUGUAAAACCUUUUUUUUGUACACCUGCUCAUCUACUAUGACUGUAAAAUUGUGAAAUUGCAUUUCUUUCCGUUUUUUUAUUUGCCCUAAAUGGAUACAGUGGUAAUGUGUUUUGUUUAUAAAUCACUCAAUAAAGUUUUCUUUCAUAAAAAUGAGA
Messenger RNA from Oncorhynchus mykiss (rainbow trout), 6870 nucleotides. RefSeq names its product protocadherin alpha-C2. Gene Ontology annotation, molecular function: calcium ion binding. Gene Ontology annotation, biological process: homophilic cell-cell adhesion. The record is from RefSeq and is a predicted model, not a curated record. Gene Ontology annotation, cellular component: plasma membrane. NCBI's taxonomy places the organism in Eukaryota, Metazoa, Chordata, Actinopteri, Salmoniformes, Salmonidae.